Cottoperca gobio is the source of this 2139-nucleotide messenger RNA. RefSeq names its product thromboxane A synthase 1 (platelet) (gene tbxas1). The coding region runs from base 139 to 1827 and encodes 562 amino acids. The transcript has 14 exons. Lineage: Eukaryota; Metazoa; Chordata; Actinopteri; Perciformes; Bovichtidae. The record is from RefSeq and is a predicted model, not a curated record. Gene Ontology annotation, molecular function: oxidoreductase activity, acting on paired donors, with incorporation or reduction of molecular oxygen; heme binding; iron ion binding.
CAUAUUCACAGGACGAAGAGGACAUUAUGAAAUGUUGUGAGUGAGGAGUAACGAGUACACACGUCUGUUCAAAGACAUUAACCAGCAGGAGCCUUGAUCUAAUGCUGGCAGUGGAGAUUGGAGAGAAGCUUUUACGAUAUGGAGGCUGUAGUUGACUUCCUAAAUGUAUUCCAUAUCAAGGCCAGUGGAUUGUCCGUGACACUUGGCCUCUUCCUCGUCUUUUUGGGUCUUCUCUACUGGUAUUCAAUUUACCCGUAUUCAGUCCUUUCUCGAUGUGGCAUCAAACAUCCAAAGCCCAUGCCUUUCUUGGGCAACAUAUUCAUGUUUCGCCAGGGUUUUUUCAACCCCAUCAGUGAUCUCAUAAAGACACAUGGCAGAGUGUGUGGGUAUUACUUGGGCCGGAGACCGGUGGUGGUGAUAGCGGACCCUGACAUGCUCAGACAAGUGAUGGUCAGGGACUUCAGCAGCUUCCCAAACAGAAUGACGCUUCGCUUUGCCACCAAGCCCAUGACUGACUGUCUGCUCAUGCUGAGAAAUGAACGCUGGAAGAGAGUGCGGAGCAUCCUGACCCCGUCAUUCAGUGCUGCCAAGAUGAAAGAGAUGGUUCCGCUCAUCAACACCGCCACAGAUGCCUUGAUGAGCAACUUGAAUGUCUCCGCUGAGUCAGGAGAGGCCUUUGACAUCCACAGGUGUUUCGGCUGCUUCACCAUGGAUGUUAUUGCCAGUGUGGCAUUUGCAACUCAGGUGGACUCUCAGAACAACCCAGACGACCCGUUCGUCCGCCAUGCGCAGAUGUUCUUCUCCUUUUCUUUCUUCAGGCCCAUCAUGCUGUUUUUCAUUGCUUUUCCGUUCAUCGCGGUUCCUCUGGCGGGACUCAUCCCAAACAAAAGACGAGACCAGAUGAAUCAGUUCUUCAUCAACAGCAUUCAGAAGAUCAUCAAGCAGAGAGAGGAGCAGCCGCCUGAGCAGAGGCGUCGAGACUUCCUCCAGCUGAUGUUGGAUGCGAGAACCAGCAAGGAGCGUGUGUCUUUGGAACACUUUGAAACAGAAAACCAUGCUGGUGAGCUUGAUCACAGGAACCUGCAGGCACAAGUGCCGGCCUCUGAUCAGGACAACCGUCUUCCCCCACAGGAGCCCCCCACCAGGCGUCCACAGAAAAAGAUGAUAACUGAGGAUGAGAUCGUGGGCCAGGCUUUCGUUUUUCUUCUGGCAGGGUACGAAACCAGCAGCAACACGCUGGCCUUCACCUGCUACCUCCUGGCCAUCCACCCCGAAUGUCAAUGCAAAGUACAGGAAGAGGUGGAUGAUUUCUUCACCAGACAUGAGUCACCGGAUUACACAAAUGUCCAGGAGCUAAAGUAUUUAGACAUGGUCAUCAGUGAAACUCUGCGUCUCUACCCGCCUGGCUUCAGGUUUGCGAGAGACAUUGACCAGGACUGCAUGGUCAACGGCCAGUUCCUCCCGAAAGGAGCGACGCUGGAGAUCCCAGCCGGCUUCCUCCACUACGACCCAGAGCAUUGGCCAGAGCCUGAGCGGUUCAUCCCCGAGCGAUUCACACCAGAGGCCAAGGCCGAUCGACAUCCAUUUGUAUACCUGCCGUUUGGAGCCGGGCCACGUAACUGUGUUGGAAUGAGGCUCGCCCAACUGGAAAUCAAAAUGGCGCUAGUGCGUCUGUUCCGUAGGUUCAGCCUCGUGGCCUGCUCUGAGACUAAGGUUCCUCUUGAAUUAAAGUCGUCGAGCACUCUGGGACCUAAAAACGGCAUAUUUGUGAAAAUUCAAAGAAGAGACACGGGAGAAGGUCGAGUGAACUCUCCACCAGACUAUUAGAAACGGUUCAGCCUCAUGGAUUUGUGGAAAAAACCUAUGAAGAGUUACAAAGCAUUCUACAGGUCCAUGUUGUCUCACAUUUACACAGUUAUUUUCAUAGGUAACCAUAACAUGAAGUAAAUUAUAAGUUACAAUACACUAUAUACCUCGAUUAUAGCGCUAGAACUAUGAACUAUGAACUAUGAACUACAAAGUGGACUGAAGACGGGAUGCGAGUAAAAACAGAGAGGAUCAAAUUAAGCAAUACAAAUGUGCUCGACUUAAAGCUGGGGUAGGCAGCUUUUUGGAACAUAAUAAAUUCACUUCAACCAG